Messenger RNA from Chanos chanos (milkfish), 1371 nucleotides. It is a transcript of the gene gata2a, whose product is annotated as GATA binding protein 2a. Gene Ontology annotation, biological process: positive regulation of angiogenesis; positive regulation of miRNA transcription; negative regulation of transcription by RNA polymerase II. The record is from RefSeq and is a predicted model, not a curated record. The coding region runs from base 1 to 1371 and encodes 456 amino acids. Gene Ontology annotation, cellular component: nucleus. Gene Ontology annotation, molecular function: DNA-binding transcription factor activity, RNA polymerase II-specific; zinc ion binding; RNA polymerase II cis-regulatory region sequence-specific DNA binding. Lineage: Eukaryota; Metazoa; Chordata; Actinopteri; Gonorynchiformes; Chanidae. The transcript has 5 exons.
AUGGAGGUUGCGGCUGAUCAGUCUCGGUGGAUGGCACAUCAUCAUGCGGUACUUAAUGGUCAGCAUCCAGAAUCCCAUCACCACGGUCUUACACACAACUACAUGGAACCCAUGGCACCGCUUUUGCCCCCGGACGAGGUGGAUGUGUUCUUGAAUCACUUGGAUUCCCAGGGCAACCCCUAUUACCCCAACUCACGGGCCCGAGUGUCUUACGGCCAAGCACACGCUCGUCUCACUGGGAGUCAGGUCUGUCGACCACACCUUAUCCAUAGCCCUGGCAUUCCCUGGCUGGACAGCGGCAAGGCAGCUCUCUCUGCUGCCCAUCACAACGCGUGGGCUGUAAGCCACUUCAGCAAACCCGGACUGCACCCUGCCAGCGCCGGUUACCCCUGCAGCAGCGGCUCUAGCACAGCUCCUGUGUCUUCCCUCAGUUCGGCGACCCACUCAAGCCCGCACCCUCUCUACAAUUUUCCACCAACUCCUCCAAAGGACGUGUCCCCGGACCCAGGUCCGUCCUCUCCAACUUCUUCAACGACAAGAAUGGACGAAAAAGAGUCCAUCAAAUACCAAGUAUCCCUUGCAGAUGGAAUGAAAAUGGAGGGAUGUAGCCCUUUGCGCAGCAGCCUGGCAAUGAGUGCUCAAACCCCUUCAACACACCACCCCAUUCCGACCUAUCCGACCUACUCGCUCCCGACACCUCACGAUUACGGCGGCAGUCUAUUCCAUCCAGGGAGUUUGCUGGGUGGAUCCUCGUCCAGUUUCACACCCAAAUGUAAAAGCAAGACGCGGUCGUGCUCAGAGGGCCGUGAGUGUGUGAACUGUGGUGCCACUUCUACUCCACUGUGGCGGAGGGAUGGAACAGGGCACUACCUCUGCAACGCCUGUGGCUUAUACCACAAGAUGAAUGGUCAGAACCGACCUCUCAUCAAACCUAAACGCAGACUGUCCGCCGCUAGACGAGCCGGCACCUGCUGCGCUAACUGUCAGACGACAACGACCACCCUUUGGCGGCGCAACGGGAAUGGUGACCCAGUGUGCAACGCCUGCGGGCUCUACUACAAACUGCACAACGUGAACCGACCACUGACUAUGAAGAAGGAGGGCAUUCAAACACGCAACCGCAAGAUGUCCAGCAAGUCCAAGAGAAGCAAGAGAGCAGGCGAGGGUUUUGAGGAACUGUCCAAGUGCAUGCAAGACAAGACCUCACCCUUUGGUAGUGCUAGCGCCCUGGCCGGACACAUGCCACAUAUGAGCCACUUGCCACCUUUCAGCCACUCUGGACACAUGCUACCCACACCAACUCCCAUCCAUCCCUCCUUCACCCACCCACAUCACUCCAGCCGCUCUCCUGUGUGGGCAGAACCGCACUGA